Molecule: messenger RNA, 1248 nt
Organism: Vitis vinifera (wine grape)
Lineage: Eukaryota; Viridiplantae; Streptophyta; Magnoliopsida; Vitales; Vitaceae
Exons: 7
Coding region: 286-981 (231 amino acids)
Molecular function (GO): protein binding
Source: RefSeq, a predicted model, not a curated record
UUUCAUAGAACAUGAAUUUGUGGGUACAAAGUUCUAGCUAGAUUUUGUUGUCCAUCCAUGGUUGAAAAUUUUGACAAAAAUCACGAAGUGGUAUUUCAAAUAUUGGAAUUCCAAACAUGAAAGAAGGAGCGAAAAAUCAUCGAUUCUUGGCACCAAAAAAAAAAAAAAAGAGAGAGAGAGAGAGAGAAAAGGAUGGGGCCAAUUAUUCCAUUUCAAUAUUUUUAAAAUGGAGGGUAUAUUUCUGGGAAUAGUUUGGGGCUCAUUCAAACCCGAAAAACCGUAAAGAUGAUGAAUCAGAGCAGCAGCUGUGUUAAUGGGGAAGGAGAAGAGGAGGAGGAGAAGAUGGUAGAUAUAACUCUGAAAACCAUAGGCCCUUCUCCUCCCUUUCGUCUCCGCGUGCCCUCUCCCAUCACUGUGCAUGAUUUGAGAAAAUUGGUUGCCAGCAAUGGUCACUUACCGAUUGAGAAUUUGAGGCUUAUUUUGCGAGGGAAUGUAUUGCAUGACACAAAAGAUGGAGAUGAUGUUUCCCUUCAACUCAAUGAUGGAGAUUCCCUGAUUGUAGCUGUCAAACCAAAGCCACCGCCUAAGCAGGUUCGGGAUGGAUUUGAAGAUGAGGAUGAUGACGACAAUCUGAAAUUUCAGCUUCCACAAUCAACAAGUAGGUGGAAGAGGAAGCUUUUCUGUUUUCUACAUGAUAAGCUGAAGCUUCCUGAUAUCAUUUUGAUGGCAAUUUUCUCUCUCAGUUUAAAGAUGUGGGUUCUUAUUGUUACAUGGUUUAUCUUGGCACCUGUUGCCCAUAGAUGGGAUUUGGGACCUCUAUAUAUACUAGGAACAGGCUUUUGCAUCAUUUUUGUGAAUCUGGGACAGCGGAAACAUGGUGACAUCAGUGCAUAUUCGAUCUUCAAUGAAGAUUUCAGAGAACUUCCUGGAACACUUAAUGCAGAUCGUCUUGAUCAAGACAUCAGAGCGGGUCAGUUUUGAGCCUCUUGAUUGUUGAAGUCAUGUUGUAAGAUAACCAGGCGAGGUGCACAGAAAUCUGCCAUACAAAGAUACAAUCUGUUCCUUUAAGCACCAUUUGGCUGCUGAGUAUGUUAUCAGAUUCCUAAUUUCUUUCAUUUUCUAUAGGGUCUUCUCCACCCCACUUGUACAUAUAUUCAGUGAAAUGUUUUGUGUGAAAUAUUGGGUGAAAGGAGAGCUUACUAAUUCAAAUGAAAAUCCAAAAAUCUGGAUGGAGUUUGUUGUGUUGAA